Gordionus sp. m RMFG-2023 is the source of this 1445-nucleotide messenger RNA. Its product is annotated as sodium/calcium exchanger regulatory protein 1-like. The transcript has 4 exons. Gene Ontology annotation, cellular component: nucleus; cytosol. Gene Ontology annotation, molecular function: fatty acid binding. Gene Ontology annotation, biological process: fatty acid transport. Lineage: Eukaryota; Metazoa; Nematomorpha; Gordioida; Chordodea; Parachordodidae. The record is from RefSeq and is a predicted model, not a curated record. The coding region runs from base 39 to 452 and encodes 137 amino acids.
CUUAUCACUUCAGUAAUAACAAAUUUAUAUUAAUGUAAAUGACCAGUUUUAAAGGCAAAUAUAUACUAAUAAAAAGUGAAAAUUUUGAAGAGUACCUUAAAGCAAGAGGUGCUGGAUUUAUGGCUAUUAAAAUGGCAACUGCCUUAACUCCAUAUCUUGAGAUUAAUAAUGAAGUGGAUAUUUGGACGCUUAAAGUGUACACAUUCAUAAAAACCGUCAUUGAUAUGAAAUUUAAAUUAGAUGAAGAGUUUUAUCAUACUCGUAUGGAUGGUACAAAAUGCAAAGUAGUAAUCCACAUUGAUGGUAAUAAAUUGAUUGAGGAAGAGACACCUUGUAAUAAACCUGAGGAUAAACAAAAAAAUAUUAGAGAAUGGACAGAUGACAAUCAUGUUGUUUUGAUUUUAACCUGCAAAGAUGUGGUAGCUAAACGAUAUUUUGAAAGGAUUGAAUAGACUUAUUUAUUUUAUCUGCUACAAUAAUUUAUAUAAUAUAACUAGUCAAAUUUUAUACAAAAACAAAAAUAUGCUACAAUAAAUCAAAAAGUAAAUCUUUUAAGACCUUUAAAAUGGUCAGAGUUUUUGAAACCUUUACCAAUGGGUCAUUUCCCACCCAACAGCUUAUCUAGUCAAAUGAUUUUUUUAAAAAAAUUUAGAAGUUUGUUUUUGAUAUUUUUACUUAUAAAUAAAUAAAAAAAACUUACUAGUACAGUUUUAUUUUAUUCAAAUUAUGUUAAACCGAGUAGUGUAUUAUUUAAAAAUUGGAUGGGGGGAGAGGUAUUGUUAAAUUGGUUGUAUAAGACCCUGGGCCUGAAUCUAAACAAUCAACUUUACCAACUCUGAACACUAGUCUAAAUUUGUUUCAAUAGUAUACAUAAAUAAAUAUUAUAAUCAUUAAUAUAUUCAUUAAGUGCUGAUUAUAUUCGAAUAUGUAUUAUGUGAGAUUUAAAAAAGAUUAGAUAUUAUAUUUUUUUGACAUUAAUUUUUCUUUUUUCUUAAAUAAACAUUUUAUAAAAAUUUAUAUUAAUAAAUAAAAUUUUACCUUUAUAGCAUCAACCUCAAUUACAUUGUUUUCCCCUAUAGGUAAUUUUUAUAAUAUUAAAAAUAAAAUUAUUUAUCUUAUAGAAAUAUAAACUUUCGCUAUUAAAUUUAUAUUUUUUCUAUCCAAAAUAUCAUAGUCAAUAAGAUCAUGCACUUAAUAUAUAAAUUUUAAUAUUUUAACAAAAACUUGUAUUUGAAGAAGCUAACAAAUUCACUUCUUGAUUAUUCCAUAUCAAAUCUUAACUUUACAACUUGACCAUGUGAGAUUUUGUUAAAAUUUUGUAAAUUAGUUUAUGAAGUGUUAUAAUUGAUGAAUCCAAAAUAUUAGCCUUCGAAAAUGAUUUUUUAUAAAUUAUGAUAACAAAAAUAUUAUAUUCACUAUAUAUGACUCAUUUUAUAGCUCUAAAU